UCGUGUGCGUGCGAUCUGUCAAGCGCUGUUUGCAUCGUUCUGUGCUAAUGGAGAAACAGAAGCGCCUCAGUAGAGGAAGAUUAGCUACCCGGCAUACAACUGUUGCUCUAAUCCGAUCUGAGAGGAUAGGCUUAGGACAACUACAAGACAGGAGCGAUACUGCCAUAUUGUUUGUUUUUUUGCAAUAAUAAAAAAGAAUAUUUUUGAGUUAAAAUAAGAUAUUUUUGUCUAAAACAAUAAUAAAAAGGUUCUAUUGGAACUCUGAACUGGGAGUAUUCAUACUGUAGUUAACAUGUUUUCUAGUUAUCCAGUCUGAAAACAGCGUCGCUGAUACCUUUUAUCUUCUAUAUUGACCAUUACAGCUAUUCGAAAUCUUACAAAUCUCAUAUUACACAGAACCGAAGAUGAAGGAUCGCCUGGAACAACUAAAAGCGAAAUCGGAUCAAGCUCCUGAUGAUGUGGAAAUUCCAGUGGAAAAUAAAGAAUUCAUGGAUGAAUUCUUCGCUCAGAUUGAGGAAAUCCGCACCAGUAUAGACAAGAUUGAUGAAAAUAUAGGCGAGAUAAAGCGACUGUAUUCUGUCAUCCUUUCUGCACCUACAUCAGACCAGAAGACACAGGAUGAAUUGGAGGCAGUUACUAAUGAGAUAAAGAAACUGGCCAACAAUGCUCGCAACAAACUCAAAAGCAUUGAGCAGAGCUUGGCAUCCAACACAGAGGAGAGGGUUUCAGCAGAUAUACGGAUAAAGAAAUCUCAGCAUGCCAUUCUUGCUAAGAAGUUCGUAGAGGUCAUGACCAAAUACAAUGAAGCCCAGGUGGAGUUUAGAGAGAAGAGCAAAGGGCGCAUCCAAAGACAGCUGGAGAUCACUGGCAAAGUUACUACUGAUGAGGAACUGGAGGAAAUGCUGGAUGGAGGAAACGCUGCAGUAUUCACAGCAGGAAUUAUGGACUCUGGGAUAUCAAAACAGGCACUAAGUGAGAUUGAGGCACGUCACAAAGAUAUUAUGCGACUGGAGAGCAGCAUAAAAGAGUUGCAUGACAUGUUUGUGGACAUUGCAAUGCUAGUGGAGAAUCAGGGAAGUAUGAUUGACAGGAUUGAGAGCAACAUGGAUCAGUCAGUGGGUUUUGUGGAAAGAGCUGUGGCUGACACUAAAAAGGCUGCCAAGUUCCAACAGGAAGCACGCAGGAAGAAGAUGAUGAUCAUGCUGUGUUGCACGAUUCUUGCGGUCAUCGGUGGUUCUCUGGUGUAUAGCUGGCUGACAUAAACUUCAAGGUGAAGAGUUUGUCUAGUCUACCAGAGUCUCUAUCAAGAAUCAAGAGAAGCAUCUUAGUGCCGGUGAACCAUAAGCAUCUCUACUGACACAUAACAUGUUUUCCCGUGCUUGUUUAUCUAAUUUUGUCUUUUACAUUCUUCCUGUCUUAUCAUUUGGCCUUGCAUUGUUAGAGGCAUCGUAGUAUAAUGUGAUGUGCAAGCAAUGUUAGGGCUGUGGUAUGAAAAAUAGCUUUAAUUUGUUUUAUGGGAAUUUAUGAUAAAGCCUAUAUAUGAUGAUAAAAGAUACAUAGAGGCUGUGUUUUGUUUUUGAGGCCUCAUUUUUGUAACUGACAAGUGAAACAUUUUACACUACCAAUGUCAAAUAUUUUGUGUCCACUUAGUCCUUAUUGGGGGAAAAAACUUAAACAUUUUAAUCAUGAUUUAGCUUUUAUUUUAGGACAAUGAGAGUAAAGGUGGUUAUGUUGUUACUGACCAUUUAAUGCGGAUUAGUAGCACUUUAUUUUUUCAGUUUAGCUGGUACUUUUCUUGUAUGUAAGUGAUGAUAGUAGUAUUGUAUUAUAUAUAUAUAUACAUAUAUAUAUAAUUUGGAGACACCGGAGUUAUACAGUAGUCUGACUGAGUUAUUGUCUAGACUGAGUGGUCGUGAUUAAAAGACCGGAGUGUCUAAAAUCUGUGUUAUUCGUUCUUUCAUCAAGGCUUAAAAAAAUAAAUUAUUAUUAAUUAUUAUUUAUGCGAGAAACUUUUCUGCAGUUGGU
Ctenopharyngodon idella (grass carp) is the source of this 2025-nucleotide messenger RNA. It is a transcript of the gene stx3a, whose product is annotated as syntaxin 3a. Bases 405 to 1262 code for a protein of 285 amino acids. NCBI's taxonomy places the organism in Eukaryota, Metazoa, Chordata, Actinopteri, Cypriniformes, Xenocyprididae. The transcript has 11 exons. Gene Ontology annotation, cellular component: presynaptic active zone membrane; postsynapse; plasma membrane. Gene Ontology annotation, biological process: synaptic vesicle fusion to presynaptic active zone membrane; exocytic insertion of neurotransmitter receptor to postsynaptic membrane; intracellular protein transport. The record is from RefSeq and is a predicted model, not a curated record. Gene Ontology annotation, molecular function: SNARE binding; SNAP receptor activity.